CCUCCCAGUGAACACACAAUUUGUAUACACUUUCAGGGGCCUGUUGUCAGUUUUGUCAAAGUUGACGCGCGCGUUUCAAAUCCAUGCCUCCGGUGGUGGAAUCCCGCCCAACGUGGAGCUCCAAUUUCCGGCUCUACCUGGCAAUGUUCAGCUACAGUACCGGGAUAACGAUCCCGAAGUUCGCUAGUCCUUGGCUCCUCAAGACCAAUGUCGGGAUCCUCCUCCUGAUCCCCGUCCAGCUCCUGGUCAUGUUCCUGACGACGAUCCCUUGCAUGUUCAUGGAGCUAGCCCUGGGGCAGUACUCCAACCGGGCGGUGAUACGAGUGUGGGACUUGUGCCCGUUACUGCGAGGAAUCGGCUUAUGCAGUUUCCUCACGUUUCUGCUCUACCAAUCGUAUUACAAUUUCCUCUGUACAUGUAGUCUUUGUUUCACGUUUUUGUCAUUCACGAGCGAACCACAAUGGAGAUCUUGUAACAGGAGUUGGAAUAAGAUAAAUUGCUUCACUUUGCGAGACAAUUACACGAAGCGACUCGAAUGCAGCCAGAGAUACGGCAGGGAAAAGUGCGACAAGAUGCAGUGGCAGUCGAGCGUGGAGCAGUUUUACUUCAACCGGGUGCUGAACACGGAUGAGACUUCCGGUUAUGUGGGGGCCCCCCAGCCUGAACUACUGGUCUAUGGAUUGGUCACAAUUAUUUUGAUUUUUUUUGCGAACUAUGGUGGCCCCAAAACCACCGAAAAAUUCCUUCUGGUGUUGGCAACGGUGCCCACGGUUCAAAUGGUUGUCUUGUUUUUUGCCCCCUUGUCGGACCAGAACGGCUUUGUGACCCUUAAUUACUUGUUCACCCAACUGGAUGUGAAAAAUUUGUCCAAUUUUAAGACCUGGACUAGGAUUAUAAACUUGUCUCUGAGUAGUCCAGGCCUGGGGUUUGGUGCCUUCAUUGCUUUCGGCACGCAGAGCACUUUCAGGACCCCUCUGCACUUCAAGGCGAUCAUAAUAAGCGUCACUUCGGUUUUAUUCACAGUCUUGUACAGUAUCAUAGUCCAGAACUUUUUAAUUUCGUUGUGCAUCCAAAGCCAGAUGUUGUUUGACGAUUUUUUUAAACUGGAACAGGAGCUGGAGAUGCCUGAGGCCGUGUUUUUCCUGGAACACAGUUCCAGGUUUUGGAUAACCAUGUGGUUAUCCAAUUGUUACAUGACCGGUCUCCGAAGUUUGAUUGUGAUGAUGUGCCUGAACACCGAAGUGGUUUAUAACUCGUUACCAAAGGCCAGAAAACGACACACACUCUGUGUUCUAACGUUCUCUCUUAUAAUCUACACCGGGACGAUUUUCCUGUCAACGAGAAUUGGUUACUCCGUGUUUAAAACCAUCGAAAGUGUGUUAAACGACUUUUGUGUUCCGUUCCUCAACACUUUACAACUCGUCGGAGUUGUGUAUUUUUACGGUAUUACUAAAUUUAGAGACGAUGUCCACUUUAUGUUAGGGAUACGGUCGUCAGUGUACUGGAACACGCUCUACGUCCUUAAUCCCCUUCUUCUGGGGAUUGUGUUGGCCUACAACUUGCACGAUUUCUUCACUGGGGGGAGUUUCAAUUUUCACAGUCUUGGUAUUUUUAGGAUAAGUCUUAUUUGGUUUAGUCUUGUUGUUGUCACGUUGUAUGCUUUUUUCUACAUUAUUGUUAGUUUCUUUGGGCACCAUUUUAAAGUUUGUAAGUCGUCACCUGAGUGGGGCCCUCGACACGGCUCCCUGUUUGUGAGCCGAAAAAUGUUCAAGGCCUAUAACGUGGCCAAGGAGUAUUUGUAUCGUCAAGAACGGUUCAGUCAGCAAUAACUUGUGCAAUAAAAUAUUUCAAAUAACUUGUAUCACAUUUAUUUGUAUUUAUACAAUAAAAUAUUUUCCCACA
Tribolium castaneum (red flour beetle) is the source of this 1902-nucleotide messenger RNA. Its product is annotated as sodium-dependent noradrenaline transporter. The transcript has 3 exons. Gene Ontology annotation, cellular component: plasma membrane. Bases 84 to 1829 code for a protein of 581 amino acids. Lineage: Eukaryota; Metazoa; Arthropoda; Insecta; Coleoptera; Tenebrionidae. The record is from RefSeq and is a predicted model, not a curated record. Gene Ontology annotation, biological process: sodium ion transmembrane transport.